CCAUUUUAAUUUUUUCUUCUCAUACUUUUGUAUCUGUCUAUGGACAUAUCUGAUUCCAAUAGAAACAAUUGUGAACAGUCAAAUUCACUAACAAGUAUAAUCGUUCAUUUGACUCUUUACAACAUAGAUAAUCCUUCCGAUUGUCAUGUUCCUUACUGUGAAUCGAUUGUUAGUGAUUUGGAAACUUCCAUCACAAAAGGAUUAACUGUCGCAAAGCUUAAGGAAGCACUCGAGUCUCAGGAUUUAAUUCCGAAUAAUUUUGACAAUCAAUUUAUACUACAAGUUCGUCUAGACUCAGCUCAUGGUCGAUGCGUCGAAGAUGAUCAAAUAAUACAAGAAUCUAUUAAAGAUAUUUUUAUAACAUUGAAACCAAAGCAGGUCGCAUCAUCGGUUGCCAACCAAAGUCGUAAAACACCUCCAACUGAAACGUAUCAAAAUUUGUUACUUGAUCAACAUGCUCCAUUUAACUUUCAGAAUCCAUUAGAAACGUUAACAAAUGACUUUCCAAAACAUACUUCUAAUCCAACAGAAUUAAUUACUUCAUUCGAUUGUAAUAUAGGGCAACGACAUGAUCUUCACCCAAUGUCGUUCACUGAUCCUAGUGUUAUGCAAGAUGUCAUGAAUUCUCCAAUGAUGCGUUCCCUUAUGUCUAACCCAGAGAUAUUCCGAACGCUACUUGAUUCAAAUCCCCAAAUACGUCAGUUACGUGAGCAGCAUCCAGAAUUGAAUUAUCUUUUAAAUGAUUCUGAGCUUCUUCAACAAUCGAUGCAAGCCAUGCAAAAUCCUUCUCUUAUGCAAGAAAUGAUAAGUAAUACGGAUCGUGUAUUAAAUAAUAUUGAUGCAGUUCCAGGAGGUUUCAACGCCUUGCGACGAGUGUAUCAAUCCAUUCAAGAACCAAUAUGGGAUGUUUCAUUUGGUUCUGGUCCACAAAAAAAUGAUGAACCACGCGAUUAUCAAUUAAAAACAUCCGAUUACCCUUCUACGAAAGCUAUACCGAAUCCAUGGGCUAAAAACAGACACACACCACCUAAAUGUUCUACAGCUUCAAUGUCAGAUUGUCGACAACAAGGAAACUCUUUUCGAUUAGCGACAUCAGACGUUCCUUCGGAACAAACAACAUUUCCCAAUAGUUGUCCAACGAGUCUUGAGACGAUUCCAUCUAUUCAACCCUUAACUUUAUCACCCUCUUCACAAAAUUUAAAUCGUUUAGAGAACAGCUUAUCAUCUUCUCCUGCAAAAGUUGUUCCUGAUUCAACUGGAGCGUCAAGUGAUUCAAAAACAACGUCGCUACAGACAACGUCUCAUUCAAUCUCAUCCCCCCAUCCGACUACUGAGACGCCCAUUCAGGAACCUGUUUCAUCCGAGUCUGUACCUCUUGUUUAUCCUAGUAUUUUCAAUGCAUCACAGGGAUUACGAUCACUGGGUGGUUUUGGUCUGUCCCCGCAUAUUCAAGGUAUUGUACGUACUCCCAAAAAAGAAGAAAAGAAAAACGAAGAAGCUUCUCUACAAGAAGAAAAGAACGAUGGCGUUUCUUUGACCAAGAAAAAAGAAUCACAACAUUAAAUUGUUUUUUCUUAUGUUCUUAUUUAUUGAAAAAAAAAACUGUGACACAUUUAACAUUUUGUACUUGAAGUGUCUUUCACAAUGUCUUUCUAUGAAAAUUAAAUAUAAUUUUAAAACAAAAGACGUUCAAAGCGUAUCAGAUUG
Hylaeus volcanicus is the source of this 1707-nucleotide messenger RNA. Its product is annotated as ubiquilin-1-like. The record is from RefSeq and is a predicted model, not a curated record. The coding region runs from base 40 to 1563 and encodes 507 amino acids. Gene Ontology annotation, biological process: ubiquitin-dependent protein catabolic process. Lineage: Eukaryota; Metazoa; Arthropoda; Insecta; Hymenoptera; Colletidae. The transcript is spliced from 4 exons. Gene Ontology annotation, cellular component: cytosol. Gene Ontology annotation, molecular function: polyubiquitin modification-dependent protein binding.